AUGUCGGGCACCAAUUAUACUCUCUACACAUACUUCAGGUCAUCAUGUUCAGCCCGUCUUCGGAUUGCCAUGAACGUCAAGAGCAUCAAAUAUGAUCUCACACCCGUCAACCUUUUGAAGAACGAGCAAAUCUCAGAUACACACAAAGCUCUCAACCCUUCAGGAUCCGUCCCCGUUCUCAUCCCUCCCACCUCUGGAUCCAAGCCAUUCCGCAUCGGCCAAUCUGUGGCAGCUCUGGAAUAUCUUGAAGAAAAGCACCCUGAACAUCCUCUUCUUCCUCCUCUUUCAGAUCUGGAAGCGCGGGCGAACGUGCGAACUCUCGUCGACAUCAUCUGUACAGAUGUUCAACCCGUUACAAACCUUCGCAUCAUGCGUCGCGUGAGAGAACUUGGAGGAAACGCGGAGGAGUGGAAUUGUAAACUCAUGACUGACGGCCUGAGAGCUUACGAGGAAAUUGCCAAGGAUACCGCUGGGAAAUGCUCCGUUGGUGAUGAGCUUACAAUGGCAGAUGCUUGUUUGAUGCCCGCUUUGUGGAACGCGGACAGAUUUGGUGUUGACCUUUCCGCUUUUCCGACAGUACAAAGAAUUGCAGAGAACCUGAAGCAUCAUCCUGCUGUUGUAAAGGCUCACUGGCAGAAUCAGCCUGAUACACCAGAUAACCUCAGAGCCUAG
This is a messenger RNA of Fusarium pseudograminearum CS3096, 672 nucleotides long. RefSeq lists its product as uncharacterized. The transcript has a single exon. The coding region runs from base 1 to 672 and encodes 223 amino acids. NCBI's taxonomy places the organism in Eukaryota, Fungi, Ascomycota, Sordariomycetes, Hypocreales, Nectriaceae. Gene Ontology annotation, molecular function: maleylacetoacetate isomerase activity; glutathione transferase activity. Gene Ontology annotation, cellular component: cytoplasm; mitochondrion. The record is from RefSeq and is a predicted model, not a curated record. Gene Ontology annotation, biological process: glutathione metabolic process; L-phenylalanine catabolic process.